Trematosphaeria pertusa is the source of this 496-nucleotide messenger RNA. RefSeq lists its product as uncharacterized. The transcript has a single exon. NCBI's taxonomy places the organism in Eukaryota, Fungi, Ascomycota, Dothideomycetes, Pleosporales, Trematosphaeriaceae. The coding region runs from base 135 to 425 and encodes 96 amino acids. The record is from RefSeq and is a predicted model, not a curated record.
CUAUGGCGCAAAGCAAUUUUAAUCACCUAAGACAAUUGAGGAGAGUGUUCUUAAUAUAGGGCAGCAGCGCGUAGGCGUUUCUUUUUCGACGAAACUGAAGGAACUGGAAGCCCACUGGCUGAAAUGUUGCACGCAUGGUGCGCCGAGAGAGGACGAAGCGAUACUUCCUAACCUCAGCCUGGUUGCCUGUUACCUCCUCUUCACCAUUUCUCGCCCUGUUUUGCGAACCCAAAUGGAAUACAGUACACAACAUGAGCUCUCGGAUGAGCAAGACCUAUGUCAAACCCAUGCUGUCUGAAGAGAGGGAAAGGCUCCCUCCUGCGAGUGAGGUCAAGAGAGUGCCACUUGAGAAGCGGUCUUGGAAGGUACUCCUUGCUUGUUCUUGUAGGGGCGUGGCUGGAAAUCGGCGAUCAAACAACACAUAGUCUCGAAUGAGUUCUCUCGUGUAGUGUAGGGCCUCUGAAGUAAGAGGUGGUUGAUGUAUCUGGUAAAGUUG